This is a messenger RNA of Pteronotus mesoamericanus, 2159 nucleotides long. RefSeq names its product neutrophil cytosolic factor 1 (gene NCF1). Bases 1 to 1179 code for a protein of 392 amino acids. Lineage: Eukaryota; Metazoa; Chordata; Mammalia; Chiroptera; Mormoopidae. The record is from RefSeq and is a predicted model, not a curated record. Gene Ontology annotation, biological process: superoxide anion generation; respiratory burst. Gene Ontology annotation, molecular function: protein binding; superoxide-generating NADPH oxidase activator activity; phosphatidylinositol binding. The transcript is spliced from 11 exons. Gene Ontology annotation, cellular component: NADPH oxidase complex; cytoplasm.
AUGGAGGGCACCUUCAUCCGCCACAUCGUCCUCCUGGGCUUCGAGAAGCGCUUCGUCCCCAGCCAGCACUACGUGUACAUGUUCCUGGUGAAGUGGCAGGACCUGUCUGAGAAGGUGGUCUACCGGCGGUUCACGGAGAUCUAUGAGUUCCACAAAACCUUAAAGGAAUUGUUUCCUAUUGAGGCAGGGGACAUCAACCCAGAGAGCAGAAUCAUCCCCCACCUGCCAGCACCAAGGUGGUUUGAUGGGCAGCGGAAAACUGAGAGCCGCCAGGGUACGCUCACCGAGUACUGCAACACGCUCAUGGCCCUGCCGGUCAAGAUCUCCCGCUGCCCACACCUCCUUGAGUUCUUCAAGGUGCGCCCCGACGACCUCAAGCUCCCCACGGACAGCCAGGCGAAAAAGCCGGAGACUUACCUAGUGCCUAAAGAUGGCAAGACUAAUGUUGCAGACAUCACAGGCCCCAUCAUCCUGCAGACGUACCGGGCCAUCGCCGACUAUGAGAAGAGCUCGGGCUCCGAGAUGUCUCUGGCUGCGGGCGAUGUGGUGGACGUCGUGGAGAAGGGCGAGAGCGGCUGGUGGUUCUGCCAAAUGAAGACAAAGCGAGGCUGGGUCCCGGCCUCCUACUUGGAGCCCCUGGACAGUCCCGACGAGGCAGAGGACCCAGAGCCCAACUAUGAAGGUGAGCCCUACGUCGCCAUCAAAGCCUACACUGCCUUAUUGGAGGAUGAGGUGUCCCUCCAGGAAGGUGAAACCAUCGAGGUCAUUCAUAAGCUCUUGGACGGCUGGUGGGUCAUCAGGAAAGGUGAUGUCACAGGCUACUUCCCAUCCAUGUACCUGCAGAAGGCCGGGCAGGACAUAGCCCAGGCCCAAAGCCGGAUCAAGAGCCGAGGGGCACCGCCCCGGAGGUCAUCAAUUCGCAACGCGCAAAGCAUCCACCAGCGAUCACGAAAGCGCCUCAGCCAAGACACCUAUCGGCGCAACAGCGUCCGCUUUAUGCAGCAGCGCCGCCGCCAGGCGCGGCCAGGGCCGCAGAGCGCAGGGAGCUCGCUGGCAGAGGAGCAGCUGCAGACCGAGCGCCCGAAGCCGCAGCCGGCUGUGCCCCCGCGGCCUAGUGCAGACCUCAUCCUGAACCGCUGCAGCGAGAGCACCAAACGGAAGCUGGCGUCUGCUGUCUGAGGCCCUGGCACAGCCCCCAGAUGGCGCCCAGGUCCCUCCGCCCCCUAAGGCCCGGAUCCCUGUAUAUGUUACUAGAGCCUGAGGUCUGGAUGCUUAGGGUUGCUCUGGGCCUCGCUCUGCCUAGCUAUCCUCCACCCUCAAUAAAUGUUGCUUGGUGAGGACAGAGGCUCUGCAGAGACGCGAGGGGUGCUGGGCUAGAAUUAGGACAUGGCUGUGAGCUCUGCUGGGGUGGUGGUGGUGGUGGGGGAAGUUGCAAGAGCCAAGGUCUGGUUGCAUACCGCAGUGGCCUUGGCCAAGAUCAACUUUGCACAAGGCCAAAUGCAAGAGGAACUUCUGGACUCCAACUGCCUUCUGAACUCUGGCCCCAUUGCAGAACAGUCCUGAAGAAGUUGGACACAGUACCCAGCGAAGGGGGACAGGAAAGUGUGUGACUUCGUGUUCGUGUGUGCACCUUAGUUGACCAAAAAAAAGUAAUUUAGGUAUAGGGAGGAGGAGUCUCUGAUUCUUCAGCAAGAAUGUGCUCAGUUAGGAAGGAGGCUGUCCCAGAAAGCAAAUAUUCAAAUGAACAGAUCCUCACAACUUACCCCAGGAUUACUGCCAGCCUAUGGCUUCAAGGCUUUCCUGGUGGGUCUUUCCCAAAAUGCAAAGACUCUAAGGUGCACACAGGAGCUGCAAGUAUUGCAAAGAUGCAGCUUGUAACCAAGGCCAUGGGUGAUGUGAAGAGCUCUCCUCCUGUGGGAGAGUGUCUACCUGAGGAUGGCCAAGGCUGGUCCCCUUAGAGAUCAGAGCAAAUCGGUAAGGAGACAGAUGCUUCUCAAGAGAAUAACUGACCAUGAAAUGAUUGAAAGAGGCCUGGAGAAAACCACUGGGCCCUUCUUUUGCUUUUUUGCAGGCCUCUUUGCUGGAAGAGUCCAGUGUCAGGGACUGUCAUGCAAAGCUGUGGGAAAAUUAACCACAGGCACCCCAACCUUUUUGCUUGU